AUGCCAGAAUACAAGCUGUCGUACUUCAACCUUCGUGGACUGAUUGAGCCAGCACGAUGCUGUUUUCAUUACGCUGGAGUUCCAUUUGAGGACAACAGAAUCGCUUUUAAUGAUUGGCCAGCUGUCAAGGAUUGUAAGUUAUCUUUUUACGAUAAAUGUGAUGGAUUGUAAUUUAAAAAGUAUUUUAAAAUCCCUUUUUUAGCCUUUUAUUACAGUGGUCUCUAUAUAUAGUGAACCAUCUGUAUGAGCAAGUCUCCUUAUAGUAAACAAGAAAUUUGAUCCCUCCAACUCAAUUUGCACUAAAAAGUCUCUCUGUAAAGACAACAUUUCUUAUAGUAAACACAAAAUGUCAGUUCCUUCGGGUUGUUUAUAUAGAGAGAGUACUGUAUUUUAGCCUUUUAUUAUGUAUUUAUUUCUACCUUUUAGCCUUCCCAAACAAGCAAAUGCCAUUGUUAGAAGUAGACGGUAAAAAGCUCUCUCAAUCUGGUUCCAUCCUGAGAUUCGUUGCACGAGCCACUGGUUUGACCGGUAAAGAUUCGUUCGAGGAGGCUAAAGCUGAUGAGCUCUACCACUUCUUCUAUGACAACUUUCGUGCUGGUAUUGCUGUUGUCUUGGACAAAGUCGGGAUCAAAAAGUCUGAAAACUUGGUAAGUUACAGUACUUUUACUCAAACGUUCAAGGACUUUUCACCCUUGCUUAAAUUUUUUUUUCAAAAAAAACUGCUUAAAUACUUAAAAGCAUAAUCAAAACCUAAUUUCAGGCCAAAGACCAAGAAGACUUUGUACACUACUCGACCAUUUCUUUGGACGGCUACACCAAGUACUUGGAAGAAGCCAACAAUGGCUACGCUUUUGCGUCCGGCUUAACUUAUGCUGAUUUUGUCAUUGCUUCACAUUUUUUGCUGGUCAAAAACAUGGACGAACAGUUGGCUAACAAAUUUCCAAAGGUGGCCGAACAUUACAAGAAAAUCUGGGCUAUUCCGCAACUUCAAGAUUACUUUUCGAAACGGCCUGACACUAUCAACUAA
Molecule: messenger RNA, 1027 nt
Organism: Bursaphelenchus okinawaensis
Lineage: Eukaryota; Metazoa; Nematoda; Chromadorea; Rhabditida; Aphelenchoididae
Source: the annotation of a GenBank genome assembly